Messenger RNA from Meloidogyne enterolobii, 309 nucleotides. Lineage: Eukaryota; Metazoa; Nematoda; Chromadorea; Rhabditida; Meloidogynidae. The record is from the annotation of a GenBank genome assembly.
AUGACCACCAAAACAACUAAAAAUAAUCUCCCUCCCCAUCCCAACAAUUGUCUCAAAAAUAUUAUUUUAUUCCGCAAACGGCCUUUCCGUGUUUUUGUGGUUAUUUUCCAAUCGAUCGACAAAAUUCUCGGCCGGUACUCGGACCACUCCAACCCAAAUACUCUUGGGCCUUCUUUUAAAGUCCCCCAUUCAAAGGGUGGCCUCCAACGCCAAAAACAGACCAACAACUAUAUAAACUAUUUUUUUACUUAUAUUCUUCCCCGCGAGCACAACAAACACAUACACUCUCUCGCCCACUAUGGCUGUUGA